UUUUGGCUCAAGCUGGUCUCAAACCCCCUGCUAGUAAUUUUCGCAUCGCGCAUGACCAGUCUCUGGAGGCAGCGCUGCCGGAGUGUUGGGGACCCCUGAGAUGGCUGGGGAAGGCGCGGAUGAGCGCCCAGGGCAUCGAUGUGCCCAGUCUCGGAAGCUUGCCAGCGAGCAAGCCAGGUUGUCCGCAGAUGGCGCCAUCCGACGCCUAUCUGGUCAGGUGUACGCUCUGCAGGCGGAGUUACAGUCUCUGCACGGCUGCCUGGAGGAGGUGUUUGGGGAUGCCCAGCUCGCGGACCGCAUCUUUGCUCACACUCCUGCUCUUCGGGCCCUCCUCCACGGUAUUUCGCCUGGUCGUGAAGCAGUGCUGCGUCGGAACGUCGCCCUCCACGCGGACGCGAAGGGCUGCAAGGUGUCCACCGCGUCCCCCGCUGCUCUUCGCUCGCUCCAGAGGUCCGAUCGUCUGGAGGUCCGUCGUAAGUGUGCUGGGCAUCCGCACUUCCAGCCGAAUCCCCCGGGGCGGAGGUGUCCGUCCCGUGCGCGCCGCCCCAGUGCUACGCGAGGGUGGUCGGUGGCAAGCAUAGAGGCCUGUGAACCGCAGCGCUGCAUCGAGAAGGUCUACAGGAUUCGUCUCGGCCUCCCGCCCAAGGCUGACCUGCCGAGGGCCCAAGGGCGCUGAACUUUUGGGUCUGGCGGGGUGGUGGCGGCUUGGUCCACUUGGCUCGCCCCCACCUUGGCCGCUCUGUUCCCCUCCAUACGCUUGCGCCUGUCGCCAGCGCCCAAGGUGGCCGACUGGGCCGCCCGGCACCUGAGCUCGCGCCGCGCGAGCUUGGAAGCGCAACU
Prorocentrum cordatum is the source of this 840-nucleotide messenger RNA. Lineage: Eukaryota; Dinophyceae; Prorocentrales; Prorocentraceae. The record is from the annotation of a GenBank genome assembly.